Drosophila rhopaloa is the source of this 1771-nucleotide messenger RNA. RefSeq names its product torso-like protein (gene tsl). The transcript is spliced from 3 exons. The record is from RefSeq and is a predicted model, not a curated record. The coding region runs from base 473 to 1531 and encodes 352 amino acids. NCBI's taxonomy places the organism in Eukaryota, Metazoa, Arthropoda, Insecta, Diptera, Drosophilidae.
UUUAAUUGCAAUUGAAGGCACGUCGCCGCUCGGUUUUUUGUGAGUGUCGGUGUUCAGGGUACUUGACUGACUGCCUGCCUGUGUGCAGUGUGUUUGUUGUGCUUGUGCUGGUUGUUGAAAUCCGCGCGAAUGUAAUUCGAUCUCAGUUCGUCCCCGUGAUCUAUUCAUAGAUCGGCUUAUCACUUGAGGGCGCCAACCGCGACCUCUGACCCACAGGCCGUAAAACUCGGCAAGUCGGCAACUCGGACUCGACUCAACGAUGCCAAAGGCAGCCUGCCUUGUGGAAUGGCCCCCGGCAUAAGAGUGAUAAGGCUAACUAGUGGCUAACCACUCUGAGCUGCGUAAACUAAAGCCCCCCCCUCGUCUCGGCCACAGCUUAAGCUUCUGCCCAAAAGUCGCUUCUGGCUGAUGGUUACGUCAAUUCCAAUCCGCGUUCGAGUUCUCGUGCAGUUCUUACCUUGAAUGCUGAGCGAUGAGGUCGUGGCCCGUCCUUUUCUGGCUGCUGAUCCUGGCUCUCCUGGCGGCUGGAAAUGGGGCCGAGUCCCAGCUUCGGAUCGGCAAGGCCAUCAAUUUGUUCCUGCGUUACGGAUACUUUAGUAUCUCCAUGCGGGUGAUACCGUAUAAUGAUAGCCCGGAAUCGGCCCGGUGGUUGUUUAGGGAGCCCACGAGGAACUUAUACAGGAAUCUGAGUGGCCUGGUGGAUAGUCACGAGGACACCACGCCCGGGAUCUUUCACGGAGACUUCCACAUGGAGUUCUGCGAGAACCGAAGGCAAUUGUUCCAGGCCUAUUUCCGGGAUUUCACCAUCGAGCGGUUGGACAAACCAUGGGAGGCGUUUUCGGGCGGAUGGUUUCCGGAUAAUGCGGCCAAGAAGCUGGGCAUCAAUGCGUCUUUUCUCGUAGGCGACUACUCGUAUGUUUUGGUGCGGGUGGUGCGCUUCAGGGAAACAGGACGACUGAAAACCGAAAUACCCGCUCACCAGCCAUUGGAGCCGGAUGUGAUAUCAGGAAUGGAUAGAAUCAAAAUCGGGAACAUAACUUCCGCAGUGCGAUUUAUGGAGGAGGUGGGCACCCACUACGUGAACUCGUACACCACCGGCAAUUCGCUGUACCAGGUGUUCGUGUACAACCGCAAGAACUACAGCAUGAUCAAGGAGCGGAUCAAGAGCAAGGGUCUGAACGGGCUCUCCAAGCUGGAUCUGUACAAUUACUUUGCACCCUGGUUCGCCGAGCAAAUUGGGUUUAUUCGAUCGGCCAGUGGUAAUGCCACCGUGGAGCGAUGGGCGAGAAGGAAGCUGCACUACGAGUACUAUGUGGUGAGGUACGUCACCCUGCUGAAACUGCAUGGCAAUAGUACGCUCCUGCGAUCCCUGGACGCGCUACUCGGCAACGAGGCCAUCCUGCAGCUGGACCUCAAGGCCCUCAAUCACGUUUUCCGCGAGCAGCCGGAAAAGGAGAGCUGGUUCCACGAGGUGCUCGACAACAAUAUGAAGCUCUGGGAGCUCAACAUGCCGGAGAGUUAUAUUCGAUGAUUUUUUAGUUAACUUGUAAAGAAGAUAUCUCUAAAGUGAUAUCAAAUUUUAAUUUUAUUCCGUGCGAUAACCGGCGGGCAAGGAUCAAUAGUUCCUAGACGCUUAGUUGUAGUUAAAGUUCUGCCUGUGAUAGUUUUAGGUAGUUUAAUUGAACCAGAGUACACAUCCGACUUGCAUUUCAGCUGACUUAGCUCCUAAGAUUGCUUUUUUAUAUACUGUAAUUAUACUGAUCAAAGUCGA